AUGUUCUACUCAGGGCUCCUGACCGAGGGCGGCGGCCGCAAGGAGCCGGAGCUGCGGGAGGCCGCGUCGCUGCGGCAGCAGCGCCGGAUGAAGCAGGCCGUGCAGUUCAUCCACAAGGACUCGGCCGACCUCCUGCCCCUGGACGGCCUCAGGAAGCUGGGCUCGUCCAAGGACACGCAACCGCAUAACAUUCUGCAGAGGCGCCUCAUGGAGACCAACCUGUCUAAGCUCCGGAGCGGUCGUGUCCCGUGGACCUCCAAGACCAACAAACUCAAUCAGGCUAAGUCUGAGGGACUGAAGAAGUCUGAGGAUGAUGGGAUGAUUUUGGUUUCUUGCCAGUGUGCUGGAAAGGAUGUGAAAGCCCUGAUUGACACAGGUUGCCAAUAUAAUCUCAUCUCUUCAGCCUGUGUGUAUAGACUGGGACUCAAGGAGCAUGUCAAAUCUCACAAGCAUGAAGGAGAGAAGCUUUCUCUACCCCGGCAUCUGAAAGUAGUGGGGCAGAUUGAGCACCUAGUGAUCACACUGGGCUCCCUUUGCCUGGACUGCCCUGCAGCGGUGGUUGAGGACAAUGAGAAGAACUUAUCCCUUGGUCUCCAGACUCUGCGAUCUUUGAAGUGCAUCAUAAACUUGGAUAAGCACCAGCUGAUUAUGGGGAAAACAGACAAAGAAGAAAUCCCUUUUGUGGAGACAGUUUCUUUGAAUGAAGACAACACUUCAGAAGCAUAA
Pipistrellus nathusii (Nathusius's pipistrelle) is the source of this 726-nucleotide messenger RNA. NCBI's taxonomy places the organism in Eukaryota, Metazoa, Chordata, Mammalia, Chiroptera, Vespertilionidae. The record is from the annotation of a GenBank genome assembly.